AUGACCGUCCCAUCUACGACGCAGACGGCCUUGGUCGGCGGUCCCAAAGGCGACAUCAUCCUUUCUCACUCGGCUCCGCUCCCACAGGGGCCGCUCCAAGACCAUGAGCUGGCCGUGGCCGUCAAGGCCAUCUCAAUCAACCCAGUCGACACGAAAAUGACGGGCCCCUACCACACCGAGGGCGCCAUUCUGGGAUGCGACUUUGCCGGGUUGGUAACGGCCGUGGGCCCGACUGCCGCGGAAUGGGGCUUCCGGGAGGGAGACCGGGUCGCCGCCACCGUCAUCGGCCUGAACUCGUUGCGGCCUAGCGUCGGGGCCUUCGCAGAGAACACGGUGUGCUCGGCGUGGGGUGCCCUCAAGAUCCCCGACGACUGGACCUUCGCGCAGGCGGCGGGCGGCAUGGGCGGACUCGCGUGGAUCACGACGUCGUGGGCCCUGUUCCACGCCAUGGGCUUGCCAGCCGGGCCGCAGCUCGAGCCGCUCAACAGCCGCCUCCCGCCGCCUCAGCUGGAGCCCAAGAUCAACAUCACCACAGCUCACAGCCCUGGUGACGGCUCGAAGCCGGCGACGACGGUGCUGGUCAGCGGCGGGGCCAGUUAUACAGGCACAGCGGCCAUCCAGUUGCUCAAGCUGGCCGGAUUCACCGUCAUCGCGACGUGCUCUGCGCGCAGCUUCGAGUUGGUGCGCUCGUUCGGGGCCGACGCCACCUUCGACUAUGCCUCGCCAACAGCCGCCGAAGAGAUACGCGCCUACACGGGCAACCUGUUGCGCCUGGCCAUCGACUGCGUCACCAACCUUGAGUCGUCGCGCCUCUGCUAUGCCGCCCUGAGCCGCCUUGGUGGCCGCUACGUGGCGCUCGACCCCUACAGCGACGCCGUGGCGGCGACACGCGCCGUUGUGCGCCCCAGCUGGGUUUUUGGCCUCGAGCCCCUAGGCGACGAGAUCGCCUGGCCAGAGCCGCAUACCAGGAAGCCAAACCGCAUCGCCCAGGACUUUCUCGAAGUGUGGAACCGCACAAUGCAGGGGCUCGUGGAUCGUAAGCUUAUCCGCUUCCAUCCACAGCUGGUGCGCGAUGACGGAUUGGCUGGUGCAUUGGAGGGUUUGGAUGAUAUUCGGAGUGGGAGGGUCUCGGGCAAGAAGCUGCUCUACACCUUGUGA
Molecule: messenger RNA, 1158 nt
Organism: Trichoderma asperellum CBS 433.97
Lineage: Eukaryota; Fungi; Ascomycota; Sordariomycetes; Hypocreales; Hypocreaceae
Source: RefSeq, a predicted model, not a curated record